UUGCGUGCGGAUGUUGUAACCACAUAAACACUGGGUGCUUCGUUCAAAAAUCGGAUAUACACAUUAUAUAUAUAUAAUAAUAAUACACAGAAAUACACACAACAGAUACGAGAGAAACCGAUCAGUUGAAUUAUCCGUGACAAAAAGAUGGCCGCAAAUGGAAAUUACGAUGAAUGCUAUGAUAACUCGUGGCACAUAAUACCGCCAGAUUACAUGAACAUGGAGGAAGAUUAUAGAUUCACAUCAUAUUUUGGAGUGGAUCAUGCAGACCCGAAUAACUUUAGAAACGAUGUUCAAUACGCGUUGUUGGAUAGCAUGAAGGCAAGUAGUAGCGUGCAUCAGAGGCAACCGGCCAGCUUCGCGAUCAGCGAUAUAUUAGAUUUGAAUGAAAGGACGCAGCAUGGAUUGGAAUCGCCUCCGGAACCGUUAUAUCCUCCGAACCCGCAGGAUCUCACUCCUUGUCACACGUUGCUACCGCCUCCUUCCAGCAGACAUUGGGCCCUGCCGACCGAAAUAGCCAUAUCUCAGCACAGCCAGCAGCUCAGCCCAGACAGUACUAGUCCACCAAUUUCGGAGCGAUCCAUCAACGCAGCCGAAAAUGCCGUAGGUGGUGGACACAGCGAUGAUGGGGGAAAUCAAACUGAUGGCGAAGACUUGGAAGACGAUGAUGACAGAAGUUUGGAACAGCAACAGUCCGGAUCCGGUGCCCACAAGAAACGGAAACGACGAGUGCUCUUCUCCAAAGCUCAGACCUAUGAACUGGAGAGACGCUUCCGUCAGCAGCGGUAUCUCUCCGCACCGGAACGGGAGCAUCUAGCAUCCAUCAUUCGGCUUACACCGACGCAAGUCAAGAUUUGGUUCCAGAAUCAUAGAUACAAGACGAAAAGGGCGCAGCACGAGAAGGGUAUGCACGAGCAACAGAACAGCAGUCACAUGCCGUCACCGCGGAGGGUCGCCGUUCCCGUCUUGGUACGCGAUGGUAAGCCUUGUCACGGAGGUGGUCCAAAACCUGGAGAUCACGGCGUUCAGAUGCCCGGUUCUCACAUGGUGAUGCCUUCAUACACGCAUCCUCUGAUGCACGGACAACCUCCUCGCGUCUGGUGGUAACUACAUUCCCCCAAAAACCCCAGAAACAACCAAAGCAAUCUAAAACAAUUUCUCAUCCAAAGUACUAAAAGUGAAAUUGUUUCGGACAUCUGUUGUAAAUAGAGAAGAGAAUUUAUAUAUAUAUAUAUAGAAAAAAAAAAAAGUAUAUUUAAAAUAUAUUGUAACGAGAUUUUUAUAAAGUGCAAAUGUGAUUUACAAGGAAAAGAAAAAAAAGAAAAGAAUGUUAAUUGUUAUUUAGUUUUUUAGUUUAUGUAAACUGGACCAA
Messenger RNA from Nicrophorus vespilloides, 1372 nucleotides. Its product is annotated as homeobox protein Nkx-2.2-like. Bases 148 to 1107 code for a protein of 319 amino acids. The transcript has 5 exons. The record is from RefSeq and is a predicted model, not a curated record. Gene Ontology annotation, molecular function: DNA-binding transcription factor activity, RNA polymerase II-specific; RNA polymerase II cis-regulatory region sequence-specific DNA binding. Gene Ontology annotation, cellular component: nucleus. Lineage: Eukaryota; Metazoa; Arthropoda; Insecta; Coleoptera; Silphidae. Gene Ontology annotation, biological process: regulation of transcription by RNA polymerase II; cell differentiation.